AAACAAACCUACAAGAACCCACAUUUCAGUACACGGAGUUAGCAAAACACGUAUAUCACCCUAUCAACCUGUCUUUAUUUGAGGUCACACGAGGUAGUAGCUAAAAACGUGCACUUAAAGUGACACGUAACCGCGUUCACCGGCAGCAUGACCGCCCGCGCGGGUCACAAACGGACCUAAACCAUAAACGAACGCCUCCCUUCUGUGCUAUCCUAGCAAGUUUGUUGACGACACUAAAGAGGAAAGAUGGCGGCGCCCACAACAAGAGAGAAAACGAUGAACAAGCUGACAGAUAAUUUGUUAAACUCCGUUCACGUAACCAGCCAAAGUAGCGAUUUGGAGACAUGGCAGGACUAUCUGGUGGAUUUCAUGGAAAAAGAGGUCGGCAGCGACUUGAAGUCUCUGAAGAAUGUUGGAGACCUGCUGGACAAAUUGAGAGAGGAAAACAACGUACUGGAGGAACAGGUUCUGACUGUGUCCAGUUCGGUGCCUCCUAAAGUUUCUGCAGCUCUGUCUGCUGCUGAGGAGGCCAGAUGUUCCCUGGAGGACUUACUGCAGAAAGAGCGACUUAUCUCCAACAGGCUGCACCAGCACCUACAGGGGGCCCAGCCUUGGAUGGAUAAUCUUGACCAAACGCUUACCCAAGUCGACACUAUAGAGAGACACGUGAAAUACCUGCGGUGCCUUCAGCAUAUAGAGGAACUCAGUGCUGCAGUCCAGCAGUGUCUGAUGACCAGCAGUGUCUGGGAGGCCAUAAGGGCAGUAGACAGCAUGGCUGCGCUGGACGCCGGACUAAACCAGUCUGGAUGUUCUCACCUCCAGGACUUUCUCCGAGAGACACUUCACUUCUGGCACAAGAUCAUCAAAGACCGACUGGCCGGGGAUUUUGAGAAAGUAUUGAUUCAGCUUCAUUGGCCGAUCAUCUCGCCUCCGACUCUGUCACUGACACCCACUGCCAAUGGUCAGGAGAUCAACAGCCAGCUGGAGCUGCUCGUCACACAGCUGCUCGCCUUGCAGAACUCUGACGACCUCGUAUCCCAGAGGGCUUUGGCCUCUUGUCAAGGUGUACCCUCCACCCAGCCUGCGUCAUCGGCCACACCUCCGUCCCAAGACCCCCCCCUCUGUCUGCCCAUCCAGAUCAUGCUGCUGCCGCUUAGCAGGAGGUUCAGAUACCACUUCUACGGGAAUCGACAGACCAACUCCCUCAGCAAGCCGGAGUGGUACCUCACACAGGUUCUGAUGUGGAUGGCGAACAGUUCGAUCUUCAUGGAGGAAAAGAUCCAACCUAUCCUAGACCGAGCCGGGGCCACAAUCAGUGCCAUGGUGGAGCUGUGUCGAGGACUGCUGUCUCUAGUCCAGGAGAAGGUGGCCAGCGAUGCGUCUCGGCUGCUGUACGACGACGUGCUCUUCUGUCACUUGGUGGAGGAGGUGCUGCAAUUUGAGAAGGAGUUACGGAGCAACCAGUCGUACCCAGCGGUGCUGCCCGGGCUGCUUCACCUCCUGCUCGAAGACGCAAUCCUUCAGAAGUGGCUCACUGUGGAAAAGAAGAUGGCAGUGGAGAAGAUGGAUGCCAUGCUGUCGGCCGAGGGAGCUUGGAGCUCUCAGUACAAAGACAUCAGUGAUAUGGACGAGCUGAAGGCUCCAGAUUGUGCGGAGACUUUCAUGACUCUUCUGCAGGUCAUCACUGAGCGGUACCGGGCCUUGCCGUGUCCUUCUGCGCAACUCAAGUUUCUGGGGCUCCAGAGAGAACUGGUGGAUGAUUUCCGUAUACGACUCACGCAGGUGAUGAAGGAGGAGUCUCGCUGCCCACUGGGUGCCCGAUAUUGUGCCAUCCUCAAUGCUGUGAACUACAUCUCCACCAUCCUGGGAGACUGGGGAGACAAUGUGUUCUUCCUCCAGCUGCAGCAGGCAGCAGUUUCACUCGGGGAGGAAGGGGUGCUGGGAGGCCUGGGGGUGAUGGAGGUGGGUCGCCUGGCGUCUCUGGAGGGCUCUCUAUUCGAAGGUCUGUUGGCGUUGCUGGACCGACUGAAAGGAGACAUGAUGGGAAGACUGCUGGAAUGGACCAUGAGAGAAAUCACAGAAAAAACCAAACCGUACGGCCAAGACAGGUGGUUGUCUCUACCACCCCAGCAGGACCAGACCACCAUGACCCUGUCCAGCUCAGCGUGUCCCAUGAUGCUGUGUGUGAGGGACAGAUUGUUGAACCUUCAUCAGGUCCUGAGUCUUCCUCUGUUCCAGCUGGCCUGGCAGGGUCUGGCGGAGAGACUCGACAAUGUUCUCUACCAGGAUGUGAUCCUGUCCAAUCAUUUCAGUGACGGAGGGGCCGUUCAGCUUCAGUUCGACAUGACCAGAAACCUAUUUCCUCUGUUUGGUCACUACUGCAAAAGACCUGAGAACUUCUUUAAGCAUGUUAAGGAGGCGUGUAUCAUCUUGUGUCUGAACGUGGGUUCUGCUAUUCUGCUGAGGGAUCUCCUCAAAGAGUCAGAGGAUGAAGCAGGAGAUUGGGUGGGUGCAAGGGAUCCUUCACCAGAGUCUGCACUCAAUGAGGUGGGGGUUUACUGCUUGGCCCCCUGCGAUGUGUUGAUUCUCCUCAACCUCAGAGCCUCCUGGCCCGGACAGUAACAAUCCUCCCCGACAAUAUUUGCUCGGCAAAUUCUUCUCAUGACAUUUUUGUCCUUAGCUUUAAUCUUUGUGAAGGAGACGGGUACUAUUGUCAACUUAGGUCUGUUCAGAUAGUGUUGGGUAAGUUAAUACUACGCUAUUACUAAUGUCAUUUUAUGCACUUUCUUUUUGGGGGACCCACAUACCUGUCAACAAUAGUUAUGUUAAAAUUGCUUAUAUAAUAAAUCCUGCUGACCUGCAACACCAGUGGUCUCACUAUACUCACUUUUGUAUUACCUGCUGAGUGUUUAUCAUUUCAGCAGAAACUAUUUCUGUUGCCAAAACCAAGAAAACUGCAGAAAGUUAAAUUCUUUUAAGAAGUUUGGAGUAAAAAAACAAUUACCAAUUACCAAUUACAUUUACUCACGUUACUGUGAUAAGUCAUUUGGUGUGUAAUUGUACUUAAAGUAUUGUACUUUGCUCCAUUUCAAAUUCCGUUGCAGAGUAAAAACAAAAUUUGAUAAAUCAGCAGCUGGGGGGGGAAUAAUGUUUAACAUACAACCCUGUAAUGAACGAACGGGAAGAAGUUAAUUAAUUGUUAACUUAAAAACAAAUGUGAUACAUUUAAUUUUAACCUGCUUGUUCCGUUACUGGUUCUGAAGUAACUAUAGCCAGCGAACGUUAUGAUAUAGUUGCAAUUAAUUGUGUGCAUUUAAUCAGAAUAUUCUUUAAUUGGCACGCUAAUAAUAAGCAAACUGUUAAUUUUAGAUGUGUGCAUCACUUUUAAAUUCCCCCUGGAAACAGUUGCAAUUGUACUUCAACACAUGGAAAUAAACUUUGAUGUUUGAAAUCUUAAUUAAGUAAAAAAACAACUUAUGUUUGGAAGUUCUGAAACUGUCAGAAAAAUACUUAAUUUAACUUGAAUAAUAAGUUUAGAAAAGUUAAGCUGAUUCCACAAAAUGUUUCAUUAAAUGUUUCCCUGUGUCCUCUAAACUUCUCACUCACUAUUUAACCUUCUAACUGAAGGACACUGUACAUGCAUGACAUACACACAAAACACACACACCUUUUAACACACUGGGUGUUUUUAUUGAAAUAGACAUAAUAAAUAUUUUGUCCAGUGGCAUUCUUGCCAUGAGCAGCAUGCACAGUCACUGCUAUCAUGGCUGUUGUGUAGCAUUUCCUGUUUAAGAAGUUCCACUCGAGGUUAAUACCACUCGUCACACACAGGUGUGUUCAGGGUAGUAAGCGGUGUGCAGUAGUCUAAGGAACAAUCUCAAUCAAACAACUAUUUAUUCCGCCAGAAAUCUGCCCCGUAGCAGUCAGCAAAGAGUUUGUACACAAACAAAUUGCACAACAGUUAUUGUGCUUUGGAGCUGUGGAUAGUCCUGUAGGUGAGGCGUUAGGGCUACAGCAGGA
Cottoperca gobio is the source of this 4020-nucleotide messenger RNA. RefSeq names its product RAD50 interactor 1 (gene rint1). The coding region runs from base 247 to 2622 and encodes 791 amino acids. Gene Ontology annotation, biological process: regulation of ER to Golgi vesicle-mediated transport; retrograde vesicle-mediated transport, Golgi to endoplasmic reticulum; endoplasmic reticulum to Golgi vesicle-mediated transport. The transcript is spliced from 15 exons. Gene Ontology annotation, cellular component: Dsl1/NZR complex. The record is from RefSeq and is a predicted model, not a curated record. NCBI's taxonomy places the organism in Eukaryota, Metazoa, Chordata, Actinopteri, Perciformes, Bovichtidae.